GCCGUAGGGGGAGAGAACGGUUGAAAGAAUUAAUAAUGAGCUAACAAAACGUAGGUUUUGUGGUUAAUGAAUCCAGUCAUCCCUCUCGCUCAAUUUCUUUAUUACAGCAUUUCUUGGCUUUUCUUCUUCUUUCGUCAAUAAUCUCACCAUAACCGACACCUUCCUUUGCUUUUGAUACUCGCCAGCCGCCCCGAAAGUAAUUUCUUUCUGCUUGAAUUUUGCCGCACAAGCCAACCGAGAUCUUGCAUAUCGAGGAAAGGUUGAAAGAUCUGAGAGAACCUACAGAUCUUUGCAAUUCUGGUGAUUUCUCCUUCUAGGUUUUGGCUUAAUCCGUUAUGGGUUGGAGAUAUAAGGUUGGCUUGCUCUUGAUAGGUGCUGUUGUUAUUAUAUGGGUAUCCUCUGCAGAAGUUACCCAGGACAUCUAUACAGACUAUAAGCAGCCUUUUGCAGUGACAUAUCUUGGAGCUUCUCUCAUGGUAGUUUACCUCCCAAUAGCUUUCCUUAAAGAUUGGCUUUGUAAUCUACUAAAAUCUCGAUCUUCUAAAGGAGGUAAAGUUGUACAAAGCAUGACUGAAUCUUCAUCUGAACAUAACUCUCCUUUAAAGCAGAGAGUCAUUGAAAUGGAAGUUCAGGGAACUUUGACCAAAAAAGACAGUGAGCUGGACCUCUCACCUCUUGCAGAGGGAAUGCCAUUGGUUCCCAAACACAGAGAUGAUUCUCAUUCAUUGAAACAUGACAAAGAGCUUACAACCAGACAAAUCGCCACUUAUGGAUUUUAUAUUGCGCCCAUCUGGUUUGCAAAUGAGUAUCUAUCAAAUGCUGCACUCGCACGUACAAGUGUUGCAAGUACAACGGUAUUGUCAUCUACUUCUGGACUUUUUACUCUAUUCAUUGGUGCAAUUCUUGGUCAAGAUUCUCUAAGUGUAGCAAAAGUAGUUGCUGUCUUUGUUAGCAUGGCUGGUGUUGCCAUGACUACUCUUGGAAAAACUUGGGCUGCUGAUGAGUCCCAAUUAGGUGCUUCUGCGGGGAAACACUCUCUCGUCGGAGAUCUUUUUGGCCUUCUAUCAGCCACGUCAUAUGGGCUAUUUACAGUGCUGCUUAAAAAAUUCUGCGGUGAAGAUGGAGAAAGGAUUGAUGUACAAAAAUUGUUUGGAUAUAUUGGAUUGUUUACACUUGUAGCGCUAUGGUGGCUAGUUUGGCCGUUGAUGGCUUUAGGAAUUGAACCCAAGUUCACAAUUCCGCACUCGGUUAAGAUGGAUGAAGUUGUUCUCGCUAAUGGUUUUAUUGGUAGUGUACUUUCGGACUACUUUUGGGCAUUGUGUGUGGUGUGGACAACUCCGCUGGUGGCCACUCUGGGCAUGUCACUAACAAUCCCUCUUGCUAUGGUGGCUGACAUGGUCAUUCACGGACGCCAUUAUUCGGCAAUUUACAUCCUUGGCUCUGCUCAGGUAUUUGCAGGUUUUGUUAUAGCCAAUGUAUCGGAUAAGAUCUCAAAGAAGUUGGGAUUAUAGCAUAUCGCGGAAAUCUUGUUUCUUCAACAAUCUUUAUUUGUUCUCAGGCACCGUUCCAUCCCUGUCAAUGCUAUUGGAUGCCGGAGUUAAAGAGAAUUCCGCAGGUUUUCUGGCAUCUGCUGAGGGAUAAAGGAUGAAUGUAAUGUUGUUGUGCUGUUAUUGAUUCUGCAAAUGAAAUACACACUUUGACAUUUGUCUUCUCUCCAUUGUGUGGUUUGAGAUCGAGCCCUAAGUGUAAUAAAUCAUAGUUGGCCAAUGAAAAAUUAAAGUUUUUUUUUUUGUUGUCUAUU
Molecule: messenger RNA, 1801 nt
Organism: Tripterygium wilfordii
Lineage: Eukaryota; Viridiplantae; Streptophyta; Magnoliopsida; Celastrales; Celastraceae
Exons: 8
Coding region: 336-1511 (391 amino acids)
Biological process (GO): regulation of peptide transport
Cellular component (GO): membrane
Source: RefSeq, a predicted model, not a curated record